GUUAGUGUGUCGGAACGAGCGCUUGAAGCCGGAAAAGUUGACUACGUAAAAUACCAUACUGCCGCGUGCCCCAAAGGGUUAAUGUUCUUUGUGGUCGUACUCCAUGUCGAUAGAUAUAUAUACAAACAAUCCAAACUAUAUACAAACUAUCGGAUUAAAAAAUCAAGGAUUUUCAUCAUGAUCCAGUGGCACCGUGGAAUUACAACUAAACUAAUAUUCAUGGUUGUAUUGCAAGACUGGGUACAUGCAAUGGACAAAAUCAAAAUAGGAGCACUAUUUACUUAUGAUCAGAUCAACGGCAGUGCCGAGGUAGCGUUUAAAUUUUCAGUAAACCAAAUCAACCACGAUGUUAACCUUCUACCUCACACUCAAGUAUCGUACGACAUCCAAUAUGUACCGAACGAUAAUAGUUUCUACGCUACUAAAAAAGCGUGCAACCAGUUGAAUCUGGGGAUCACCACAUUGUUCGGACCUAGCAACGGUUACUUGGCGUCUCACGUCCAUUCCAUGUGUGAUGCACUUGACCUACCGCACAUGGAAGCCAGAUUAGACUUGGACAAUGAACCUAAACGGUUGUCAGUAAAUUUAUAUCCAGCGCAAAAUCUCCUGAACCAAGCGUACAAUGAUGUCAUUUCGUUUUUGAACUGGACCAAGAUGGCGAUCAUCUACGAACACGACUAUGAUUUAUUUAGAAUGAAAGACUUCAUGAAAAGUGUGCCGAACAAAAAACCCGUAGACGUUUAUCUGAGAUACGCAACGCCCGAGACGUACAGGUCAGUUUUGAGUGAAAUAAAAAAUAUGGAAAUUUAUAACAUGUUGGUUGAUACAAAAUCGGAACACGUGAACCAUUUUUUAAGAGGAAUUUUGCAGCUCCAAAUGAACGACUACAAAUUUCAUUAUCUCUUUACGUCUUUUGACAUGGGAAUGUUCGACUUAGAAGACUUCAAAUACAACUUUGUCAACUUGACAGCGUUCAGGAUGGUAGACGUAGACGACGUUGGGGUUCGAGAAAUUUUGAAGCAAAUGAAAACGUAUGCCGUCGAAAACAAUCAUACUGUGGACAAAUUCAUGUUGACACAGUGUGAACCCGCACUCGUAUAUGAUUCGGUUCAAGUAAUGGCCGUCGGUUUAAGUGCUCUCCAACACAAUAACAAACUGGAAUACGCCAACAUAUCGUGCAAAGAGGAAAUACCAUGGAAAAGUGGCUCGAGCUUAAUAAACUACAUCAAUUCGGUUGAAGUCAAAGGGCUUACGGGACCUAUACAGUUCAAGGAAGGUAGAAGAACCGAUUUUAAGUUGGAUUUGAUGAAAUUAAAACAGCACUCGUUGUCUAAAGUAGGCGAAUGGACUCCUGGAAUAGGUAUCAAUAUAACCGACAUGUCAGCGUUUCACGAUACUGCACCUUACAACAUCACACUCGUUGUUGUUACAAUAGAACAAUUCCCUUAUGUUAUGAUGCAUCGUACUAAAAACUAUACGGGCAACGCGAGGUUCUACGGAUUUUGUGUCGAUCUACUGGAAAUGAUUGCCAAACAAGUGGGUUUCGACUAUAUAUUGGACUUGGUGCCCGACAACAAGUACGGUGCCCAAGACCCUGUAACGCUGGAAUGGAACGGUAUUGUGGAACAGCUGAUAAAACACAAAGCGGAUUUGGCAGUCGGAUCUAUGACCAUUAACUAUGCCAGGGAGAGCGUCAUUGAUUUCACAAAACCGUUUAUGAACUUGGGAAUCAGUAUAUUGUACAAGGUACCUAGCAAUCAACCGGCACAGUUCUUCUCGUUCAUGAACCCGUUAGCCAUGGAAGUAUGGAUAUACUGGCUGGUCGCCUAUAUUGUCGUUUCAUUUACAUUGUACAUCGUAGCCAGAUUUUCACCUUACGAAUGGGACGAUCCUAACUCUGGAGGCGUGUGGAACAACUCAAACUCGGAUUUCAGUCCCUCGAAUUCAAACAGAUUUUCGCUUUCCAAUAGUUUUUGGUUCACAAUCGGCUCACUCAUGCAACAAGGCUCCGACAUUUACCCAAAGGCAAUAUCCACGAAAAUUGUCGGAUGUGUUUGGUGGUCGUUCACGUUAAUCAUCGUGUCUUCUUACACCGCAAACCUUGCCGCAUUCUUGACCGUCGAACGGAUGGUGAGUCCCAUCGAAAAUGCCGAAGACUUGGCAGCACAGACAAACAUUGCGUACGGUACGUUGGACAGCGGUACCACCAUGACGUUCUUCAGGGAUUCCAUGAUAGAAACGUAUAAAAAAAUGUGGGCGUACAUGCGAAAGAAAAAACCAUCUGUGUUCGUGACGUCUUACAAUGAAGGUAUCGAACGUGUUUUGCAAGGUAAUUACGCUUUUCUAAUGGAGUCCACCAUGCUCGACUAUGCCGUGCAAAGAAAUUGUAAUUUGACACAAAUCAACGGACUGCUGGACUCGAAAGGUUACGGGAUAGCCACGCCGAUGGGUUCGCCGUGGAAAGAUCAGAUAUCGUUGACCAUUUUAGAUUUACAGGAAAAGGGCGAGAUACAAAUGUUGUACAACAAAUGGUGGAAACCGCCAAACGAUAAUAUGUGCGUGCCCGAAGAAUCUAACGGUGGCUCGAAAACAAACACUCUUGAUUUUAAAAAUAUUUGCGGUGUGUUUGUUGUGCUCUUGGUCGGUCUUUUUAUUUCCAUCUUCGUCGCAUUCUACGAGUUCUAUUACUACCGGAAAAAAAUGAAAUAUACCGAACAGAGAAUUGGCCCGCACAGAUCCAUGUGGAGAGAUUUGUUAGACGAACUGUGGUUCGUUUUAAAAUGCAAAGGAUCAAGACAGAGAACCGUUCUAACCCAUAGAUGCGAACAAUGUCAUCCUACAACCAUAGAACGUCGAUCCCGAAGAGACUUUAUGGAAGCCAAUAUACUAUAGAACGGUCGUAGCAGCCGUUGUUUUCUUGUGUGGACGUUAAACGAUGUGAAGACAUACGAUAAACGGAGACCGAACCUCAAUGAGUUCCUUCUUGCUACUUUCAAGUACAUCUUAGAGUCAACGCUAUUUCAAACCAGCAACAUCUAUGUAUCUACUGUAUAAUGAUUCAACUGUUG
Messenger RNA from Adelges cooleyi (spruce gall adelgid), 3068 nucleotides. Its product is annotated as glutamate receptor ionotropic, kainate 2-like. Lineage: Eukaryota; Metazoa; Arthropoda; Insecta; Hemiptera; Adelgidae. The transcript has 18 exons. Gene Ontology annotation, biological process: monoatomic ion transport. Gene Ontology annotation, molecular function: glutamate-gated receptor activity. The record is from RefSeq and is a predicted model, not a curated record. Gene Ontology annotation, cellular component: postsynaptic membrane; plasma membrane. The coding region runs from base 82 to 2892 and encodes 936 amino acids.